AUGGUCAAGUCUAUAGCGGAUAUUUACAAUGAAAUGGGGGCCUAUAAGGAAGUUGUCUACAAUCCCCCUGUCGACGCGAAGCUUGUCACAGAGACGCUGGUGCGACAGUUACUGGAAUGUGCCGAUUUCAUACCUCAUUAUGCUGAGUUGAUGGUGUUUUGGGCUAGAUUGGGCAAAGAAAUUGGGCUUGAAACUUACGUGGCCGUUCAGCGCUUCCAAGGAGUUCUCAGUAGUCUUAUGCAGCACAUCCAGUCCCAUUCCUUCAGUGACAUACCGUCUCCCAUCCACAGAGCAGCCUUGGAUAUUGACUUUCAUGGUUUGGAAUAUGCAACCGAAGCUGGAAUACACACAUCCCAGCAAUGUCUCCUCGGUAGUCGAGGGGAAGUACUCUCGAUAAUACAAGACUUGACCAUGUUCACAAAAGAGGAUGCAAAGAAAGUUUUCUGGUUGUCCAGGAUGGCUGGAACUGGCAAAUCAGCAAUUGCACAUACCAUAGCCCGGUGGUCGCGUCAACGCGGAAGUCUUGGGUCUUGUUUUUGUUUUACUCUCGUGCAAAAGGGGGGCCACCGCAACAAGAUAUUCAGUACCAUCGCGAUAGACUUGGUCAAUCGUAACCCUCUCGUGCGUCGGACAUUGGCGCGACUCUACGAAGAUGAUAGGCUCAGAUAUACCGGAGACCCCACGCAGCAAUGGAAGAAGUUUAUCAUGGAACCAAUUAAGGAAGCUUGUAAGGCCACUCGUGCGCCCAUAUUGAUUAUUAUCGACGCACAGGACGAAAGCGACGCGGGGGAUACCCGUAAGCUGAUACUUCAGGGGCUUUCCGCAGCUGCUGAGAGGCCGCCCAACAUCCGCGUACUUAUGACAUCUCGUCCACUUCCCAACAUCUACUGUGCUCUUCGUUAUCAGCAGCAUGUUCAACACGUCUCCUUAGAUGGCGUUCCACCAGAAUUGACCAGACGUGAUGUGGAGCAGUAUGUCGCUGCUAAGCUGGCAGAUUUGCGCGUUUUUCAGGCGGAAGACUACGUCGCACUAGGACAAAUGUUGAACGGUAAUUUUGAAUGGGCUCGUCUCUCCUGCGAAUAUAUCACGGAUAGAAUGUCAAUGGAGCCCAAUCCUAGAAUUCGCUUCGAUGCCGUAAUCGCUGCGACUUCUGGAACACGAAACCUAUUGGAUGAUAUGUAUAAGCUCAUUUUGACGCAGGUCAUGCAGAGAGAGGGACGGUUGGAUGCUCUUCUUGUGUUUUGCGCGGUGAUGGGACAAGUACUGGCAUUACUAGAACCACUCUCAAUGGCAUCGUUAGUUGCGAUGCAAAGGCACGUUUCUCCAAAGGAUAGCGUGGACGUGGAGUCGGUCAUAUGCUCUCUGGGGGCGCUUCUCACCGGCAUCACGGAUGACAAGACACCCAUUCGGCCGUUGCACCCAUUGUUCUACGAGUUUCUAAUGGACAAGGCUGUGACCGAUUUGAAGGCACACGUAGAGAGAGCAAAAUUUGAGCCUUCCCUUGCAAUGGAUAUCGAAUACUUUUUCGCCAAUGAGCGCGUGCUUUUCUACCUCGAGGUGUUAAGUCUUACCCAGAGCCUUAGCGGUACGGCAAGGGCGCUAGCAUCGAUUGUACCGUGGUUCAGGGAUUAUGGGAACAGUACUCAGGCCUGGAAUGCCAUAACGGACAUGGAACAAUUCGCGCAAACGUUCACAACGACAAUGCAACGAAGUACACCCCACCUUUAUUUAUCAGCUCUACCGUUUGCCUCGACCGCGACCCAAGCAAUUCAAAGAUUCACUGCUAAAUUUCCUGGUGCGAUUAGAACCGUCACUAAGUCGGUGGAUAAAGGGCUAUCUCUGCAGAAAGUGCUUCAUGGUCAUACCGGCUGGGUCACCUCUGUCGCUAUCUCGCACGAUGAGCGAAUCGUGUCCGGUUCGUAUGACAUGACCAUUCAAGUAUGGGAUGCAGACGUGGGACAGCAAUUAGGCUUGCCUCUCAAACGCAAUAAAGGCUGGAUCUUGUCCAUCGCAAUCUCGCAGGAUGGGCAGCGGAUCGUCUCCGGUGCAUCUGACAGUAUCAUCCGAAUAUGGAAUGCGUACACAGGGCAGCAACUUGGCUCGCCUCUCAAAGGCCACAACAGCUGGGUCAGAGCGGUCGUAUUUUCACAUGACGGGGGGCGAAUUAUAUCCGGCUCAGCUGACAAGACCAUUCGAAUAUGGGACGCGUACACAGGGCAGCAACUAGGUUCGCCUCUCAAAGGCCACACACACUGGGUCCAAUGUGUUGCGAUCUCGUACGAUGGGACACGAAUCGUGUCUGGUUCAGCUGACACGACCAUCCGAGUGUGGGAUGCGGGCAGAAGGCAGCAAAUUGGCCCGCCUCUCACAAGGCACACUCACUUGAGAAUUGUAUCUGGUUCGGCUGACAAGACCAUUCGAGUGUGGGACGCAAAAACGGGGCAGCAACUGGGCAUGCCUCUCAAUGGCCACACGGAGCUUGUCAGAUCUGUCGCAAUCUCAUACAACGAUCGGCGAAUCGUGUCUGGUUCGUAUGACAAGACCAUCCGAGUGUGGGACGCGGAUACGAGGAAACAACUGGGCCCGCCUCUUGAAGGCCAUACAGCAUAUGUCACAUCUGUCGCAAUAUCGCGCGAUGGGCAGCGAAUUGUGUCUGAUUCAGACGACCUGACAAUUGGAGUGUGGGACACAACUGAUAGUCUGCCUGCUGUACUGGGUCCCGACCCAGCUCAUAGAUCGGUCACAGAAGCCUGCUCCGGGGAACACUUUAGUGUCCCUUAA
This is a messenger RNA of Fibroporia radiculosa, 2781 nucleotides long. RefSeq lists its product as uncharacterized. Bases 1 to 2781 code for a protein of 926 amino acids. The record is from RefSeq and is a predicted model, not a curated record. Gene Ontology annotation, cellular component: transcription repressor complex; nucleus. The transcript has 7 exons. Gene Ontology annotation, biological process: negative regulation of transcription by RNA polymerase II. NCBI's taxonomy places the organism in Eukaryota, Fungi, Basidiomycota, Agaricomycetes, Polyporales, Fibroporiaceae. Gene Ontology annotation, molecular function: protein binding.